AUGAUGAGUGAACAACAAGUACAAUCAAUUGAAAAUUUUCAAAUCAAUGGUAAUAUAGAUCAUCAUACAAAUAAAAUUAAUAAUGAAAUACAAACAACUUCAACUCAUUCAACAUUACGUCAUACACGUUUUUUUCGUACAAAACGACAACAACGUUUAGAUGAAAAUCAAACGCCUACUAACGGACAAACCAAAAUAGAAAUCUCCACAUGUACUAUAACAAAAACUAUUGAAAAAAUUAAAACAAGAUCUUCAUCACCACCUCCUCCUUCUCCAUCAAUAAUUGUCAAUGAAUCUGAUGAUAGUGAUGAAAGUGAUUCUUCAAUAGAAUUUAAUAAUAUACCACAAAUUGUUAUAACUGAAGCAAGACAAUCUAUAACAACUAUUAAUAGUGGUUUUCAAUUAAAAAAAUCUAAUUCAGUUAAAUUAACACGUGUCAGUGAAAAUAAUUCAUGUCAAAAAAAAGCUGUUCGUUUUGCUGAUGAUUUUGGUUUAGAUUUAAGUCAAAUUAAAAUGAUUCAAACAGAUGAAUUACCUUCUAUACCUAAUACAGCAUUUAAACAUUUAUGUAUUAGUAAUGAACAAUAUUGUUCAACAACAUUAAAUUAUGAACGUGAAAAAUUAAUUACUUAUAUGGAACAACAAUUUGAAAAUCCUAUCUAUACACAAAAUUUUAAUGAUUGUGUAUCACGAAAUAAAGUUCUUCUUGAACAAGCUAAUGCUAUUGAUAAUCGAAUUUAUGGUACAGUUAAAGUAGUUUCAUUGAGUUUACAAAAACAAGUUAAAAUACGUUUAACAACUGAUAAUUGGAUAUCAUUUAAAGAUUAUGAUGCAAUAUAUAUAUCUAAUUCAUAUGAUGGUAUUUAUGAUCGAUUUUCAUUUAUGAUUGAAAUUGAUCGUUCUAGAAUAUGUGCUGGAAAUAAUAUACAAUUUUGUAUUUGCUACGAAUCAUUUGUUAGUCCAGAUUGUUGGGAUAAUAAUUAUGAUCGAAAUUAUCGAUUUGAUUGUUUGUCACGAACAAUACCAGAUUAUAGUGUUUAG
Rotaria sordida is the source of this 1041-nucleotide messenger RNA. The record is from the annotation of a GenBank genome assembly. NCBI's taxonomy places the organism in Eukaryota, Metazoa, Rotifera, Eurotatoria, Philodinida, Philodinidae.